AUGUGGAUGAGGUGGAUGAGCACAAGGAGGAGGGAGGAGGUGAAGCAGCUGGGCAUAGAGGAUGCUGGAAAACCUGCCAUCUCCAUCUCUGUUGGAGCAGAAGAGCUAGUUUGUUUUCUCGUUCCCAGGGGCUCUAGUCCCCCCAGGGAGAGACUAGGGUUGGCAGCUACUUUUGAAGUUCACCUCAGCCAGGAACCCCUGGCCCUGGAGGUCCUGGAAACCUGUGUCCAUACAAGAAAUCCUUCCAGAAAUUGCCACUGCAGUGUGUUAGAUGUCCAGCUGCAUAAGAAGACAUUAAAAGAGUUCUUGUUGGAUAAUGCUUACAGCUUUAUUGUCUCCUCAGAGCUUCCCAGGAAGUUGGGCAAAAAAGCCCACCUGGCUUUCUCCUACUGUCCCGGUGGGUUCAUCCUGUCUGGUGUUUGGCCCAAGGCAUUUGUGCUCAUUGACCAAUUGGUGAGUGAUUUAAAGCCCGGCGGAGCCCUGGCCCUCACUGUCCAAAUGGCUGUUAGAGACAUGGGAGAAGAGGUUUUAAGGGUCAGGCACGGAGAACCAGAACGGACCCUGGCACUGCUAAAAGGCUGCAGGUGCAGCUGCUGCCAGUCCAGGGCCCGGGCUCUGGUUGGAGAUGACACGAUUGCUGCCAAGACCAUGGCUUAUUCAAGUCUUUCUGUGUUUGAACAAUUCACUGACAUUAAAAAUGUCCUGCAUAAGUUGUCUAAACUAUUUGUCCCCUACUGCGAGGAGCUGUUGAAAAAAGAUCGGGGUAUCCUGACCCAGGAAGAUGUCAUCGAUAUCCAGAAGGCACUGGAAAAAUGGAACCUGGGGGAAGCAGCUUCCAAGAUCAAGGAGAAACUGGAGGCCGCUGAGAAGGCCCCACUGAAUAUUGCUGUAACAGGGGAAUCUGGGUCAGGGAAAUCCACAUUCAUCAAUGCCCUGAGAGGGCUGGGGGCUGAAGAGGAGGGCUCAGCUCCCACUGGGGCGGUGGAGACCACCACGGAGCCAACCCCCUACCAGCACCCCAAAUUUCCCAACGUGAUACUGUGGGACUUGCCAAGCAUUGGGACCCCCAACUUCCAGCCGGAGGAAUACCUGAUAAAGGUGGAGUUCAAACGCUACGACUUUAUGAUCAUCAUCACCUCUGAGCAGUUCAAAUCCUGCCACGUGGACCUGGCCAGAGAGGUCCAGCGGAUGGAUAAGAAGUUCUACUUUGUCCGAACCAAGACCGACCAAGACCUGGCCAACGCCAAGAAGGGAAAGCGCAGUUCCUACAGUGAAGAGUCACUGCUGCAGCUAAUCCGGGACAGCUGCCUGGAGAGCUUGAAGAAAGGGAGCAUGAGUCACCCUCGGCUCUUCCUGAUCUCCAGCUCUGACAUGGGCCUGUAUGACUUCCACGAGCUGGAGGACACACUGGUGAAGGAGCUUCCAGCCCACAAGCGUCAUGCUUUCCUGCUGGCCAUGCCCAUUGUCUCUGAGGAAGCCAUCAAUAGGAAGAAGGCUGCCCUGCAGGAGAAGAUUGGACUGGAGGCCACAAUCGCUGCUCUACAGGCUGCCAUCCCCUUCUCAGGAAUCUUUACCCCUAGUAACCGGGAAGAGCUGGAGAAAUGUCUGCUGUAUUACCGCAGCCUCUUUGGGGUGGAUGACCUGUCCCUGGCCAAGUUGGCCGAGAAAAGGGGCAGGUCAGUUCAAGAUCUCAAGGCCAUUAUCAAGUCCCGUGACACGGAGGAGAUUCUGAAGAAUAAUAAUACCUUGGCCGAGCUUGUGAAUACAGGUACACUCAAAACCAUCCUCAGUUGCAUCCCUCUCUUAGGAAACAUUGGUGCCAGUGCCAUUGCUCACACCCAGGUCUCUGACAUCCACUGGCAUGCCCUGGACACAGUGACUGAAGAUGCCAAAAAUCUCCUAAAGGAAUUGUUGGAGAGUCUGGAUAGAGCAAGCUAA
Tachyglossus aculeatus (Australian echidna) is the source of this 1938-nucleotide messenger RNA. RefSeq names its product interferon-inducible GTPase 1-like. The coding region runs from base 1 to 1938 and encodes 645 amino acids. NCBI's taxonomy places the organism in Eukaryota, Metazoa, Chordata, Mammalia, Monotremata, Tachyglossidae. The record is from RefSeq and is a predicted model, not a curated record. Gene Ontology annotation, cellular component: membrane. Gene Ontology annotation, molecular function: GTP binding; GTPase activity. The transcript has 6 exons.